UGUGUCGCUGUACCCAUUCACAUACACAUAUGCUUGUGAGUGGGUUUGUUGUCACUAGUACAGUGAAGGCUAGGAGAGACAGGGGGUCUCGCUGUGGGGCGAUUGUUCUAGUCGUAGGUACACCUAACGGAUUAUAGCUGCGUGUUGAUGUGUUAGUCUAUUGGGAAUUACUAUUACUUGGAUUUAUUUAUACAGAUCAAGAACUCCUCCGUACCUGUUUGAAGACUUAGUGUCAGUUACCUUGUAAAGAUUUUGUGCACUGUUCCUGUGAUGGCGAUGGACCAUAACUAGCUGUAUCAUACACCCAAGUGUUCAACAAACCCAGAUACAAAUUAAAUAUGGCGGCUGGUGUAUUAAUCAGGGGCAGACAACUGCUGCAGUCGACAGAGAUUGAGUAUGGCAACCAACCCCCAAACACCACUAUCCUUGUUCCGGAGGGCUCAACGCUAUCACCACAUCUGUCCUGUGAUCACAUAGACUACCAUUAUGACAUCGCAAUCAGUGUCAUCUGUUCCAUGUGUUUCGUAUUUGGAAUUAUUUACACAUUCUUUGGGUACCGGUUCUUCAAAGCCAUUAUGUUUCUGACUGGGUUUAUAUUCAGUGCUGUGCUAGUGUAUGUGUUAUUAACAGAACACAAAGUGUUGCCGUUAUUAGGAAACAUCGGGGUGGCUGUCGGAGCUGGAAUUAUAUGUGGUAUCAUCACAAUGCUAGUACAAUAUGUGGGCCUGUUCCUUACAGGGUUUCACCUCGGAGUGUCUGUCAGCAUCGGAGCUCUAAUAGUCAUGGAGCUGUUCUAUCACCCAGAAUCAAUCUGGAUUCCUAUUGGUAUUUUAUCUGGGCUUGGAUUACUUUUCGCAAUUUUGACCUUGAAAUUUCAAAAGACCUUCACGAUACUGGGAACUAGUGUUUUCGGAGGUGCUUUGAUGGUGGCAUGCCUGGACUACUUUAUUGAGAAGUUCAUGAUUCUGACAUUUUCGUGGGAGCGUGUGAAGGGAGCUUACUCUGAACCGAUCUGUUGGUACAGUUGGGUGAUCCUGGGUUGUUGGCCAUUCUGUUUUGUGGUUGGAAGUAUAACACAGUGGAAAAUCACAGGGCAAGGAUACGACCACAGAGAAGCUGUACAGAAUCGGCGAAUGAAAAAGGUGAAUCUCCAGAGAGUUAGACAACGUCAGAAAUAUGACAACCAACAUUCUCGUUACCGACACCUGUAUCAGGCUCGUAGACUCACAGGCGACGUCAUAUCACAGGGUUACCUGACGUCAGAACAUCAGAAACUGUCUCCAUCCACAAAGCACCAGACCAUCAUUCCUACAGAACACACGCCAGAGCUGGAGAGUACAAACACCACGCUGACACAGAUUCCUUGAGAGCACCUGCUUCCCUGGUCCUAAGCAUUCCUCUCCACAGUGCCAAGGACAAGGGAAGGAGGCACUCAACUCUUUAUAUAUCUCAACUCUGGGUAUCUGCUUCCAGCAUUCCUUGGUUUUAUAAUACAGCCAAAUCAUCAGGCUCACUUAAAUGUUUUACAUCUGCUUCAAGUGUUCUAAAUAAACCAUCAGGAUCACCUUUCCAUUUUACAUGUAUACGAUCAUCUAUAUAUUAUGUGUAAAAUGUGUCAUGAUCAUCUGUAUGUUUACAUAUUAUUCAUCAAGGUCAUCUGUAUGUUCACAUAUAAUUCAUCAAGGUCAUCUGUAUGUUUUACAUGUAACUCAUGGUGAUGACUGGUACACAGGUUUUUAGGCUAUCAACUUUCAUGCAACUUAGAUGUGUGAAACAGUGCAAAACUUUAUUAUACAGGAUCAUAACAUGUAUUGUAUUUCUAAUUAUUUACCUUUUUAUUCUUAUUAGAUCUCUUUACUUGUUGAAUUCCUUUAUCUUAAAAACAGGGUUUCUUUUAAACAAACUUCAUAUCAAAUUGUUCUCAGACCUAGGAUCUAUGUAUAGUUGGUGUGAUUAUGUCUAUAUACAUGGAGUCAGAAAUGUUUUUUUGUGGUAUGGAGUAAAGAAAUCUCUGGACUCUAAAGGGUACCUUGCAUAUACAGUGUUUAAUAAGCCGAUAUAUCCUAAUGCAAGUUAAAGAAUCAGUAUUACAUUAUUUGUUUCUUAAAAAGUAAUGAAAUAUGAUAUUCACAUUCAAGCUAAGAUAUCUAAUUAUAAUAGUAAAGAAACUUCUUUGUUAUAUAAACUUUAUGAUGUUUAAUGUCCUGAGUAACAAAAUAUGUCAAACAAACAAAUUAAGAAAAUGUCACUUGAAAGUCUGUUCUAAUAAGCAUGGAUCUUUAAGGCUUGAUCACUGUCCAGUAUAUACGGGGUACAGUGGUCCAAUGUGGAUCAUCACUGUCCAGUAUAUACAGGGUACAGUGGUCCAAUGUGGAUCAUCACUGUCCAGUAUAUACAGGGUACAGUGGUCCUCUGUGGAUCAUCACUGUCCAGUAUAUACGGGGUACAGUGGUCCAAUGUGGAUCAUCACUGUCCAGUAUAUACGGGGUACAGUGGUCCUAUGUGGAUCACUGAUACUGUUUAAUACCAAGUUUUAUGCUUUCCUACACAAUGCAACUGUUAUGAAUGACAGUGUUAAAAUUAACACAAUAAAAACUAUUUAUACCCAUGCCAUUAUUUAAGAGAAGUUUGAUCUAUAAGGGAAUUCUGAGGGAAAAGAUAAAGAGACCUUGAAAUAUGUUGGCGCUAAGUGAGGUUGAAAGUGGAAAGAGGGGUAUUAUAUUCAGGUUUUAUUGUGUUUUAUUUGAAUCAUACACAUAUGUAACAAACAACUUGAGAUUUACAAGUGUCUUUGUUUGGAGCUUUUCUUUAAGAAUUGUGUCACAAUAAGGCCACAUACCCCCUUAAGGUAUUUUGUCUUUCUAGGUUUGUGCAAUAAAGUUGAUCAGUUGUAUUAUCUCUGUACUACUUUGCUUCAGCCUUUUGGUUUGGUUGUUUGAUUGAAGAUUUCUGAAGAUGCUAUCAAUAAAACCCAUUACAAAAUGCAGUUACAAUUUGUAAGUAAAAUUUCAGUUUAUACUAAAUUUAUUUGAAAGGAUAUAAAGACAGCAAUUUUGUUUUUUGAAACUGAUUCAAAUAUAUCUAUUUUUUAGCAUAAUGUGCAAAAACAUUUGCAAUACAUGUACUCUGUCAAUCAUUCAAGUUUUGAAUUUACUUGAAGCUUUACCUUGCAAAAUAUUAAUAGCGAAAUAUAGGAUAGAAAAAACAGGACGUAUGUAUAAUAGUCAUAUUGUUUUUACUGCCAGCUUUCAUUUUUGUACUCGAAUUACUUAGUGAUUUACUUUUAUAUUUUUCAGAUUUUUUCUCAUUUGCUUUCCUUUAUUGCAAUAGUUUGACUUUUAUCCAGUAAAUUAACUGUUUAAUAGAUCAUUAAACAGUUGCAAUUUUAUAAGAUCUCUUAAGUUCAUAUUUUUAUUGUCAUAAUAUCACAUUUUUUGUCCAUUUGGGUAUUGAAAUUAUUUGAUUUCUUACAUGAGAGUAAGAAACUCAUUAAAACAAAUGGUACAAUGUAAUGUGUUUAAAUACAUUUGGAUGAUUAUCAUCUUCUUUCUGUUCAUCUUCUUCCUGGUUAGAACUCGUCAAUUCUCUCACAUUAUUAUAUUUUCUUUUUGAAGUUGAUUGAAGAAAAUUUGGAUGCUUUUCCUUAAAAAAAUGAAAUUGGUUGAAUAUUCUUUGUACAUAUUGUAAUCGUAGCAUUGUGUGGCGUUUCCUAAAAGUGGUACUUGUACUUUUUCACCCCGACACAUUUAAACUGAACUUGCCCAGUCUUUGAUUUUGCAAAGUUCAAAUGUGACUUUAGGGGUGAAUGGGUUAGUGUGAGAACCAGAGCUGCUCUCUCAGUUUCAAGAAUUUUUGGUAGUGGUGGAAAGUGUUCAAAGGGAAAUAACUCUUCUAUGAGAAAAUAUCAUUUUUCAAAAUUUUAAUAUAAAAGAAAAAUUUCUUUUUUCUUAUUUCAGAAAUCUCUCAGUGAAGUUUAAAAUAUAUACAAAAAGGCAAUAUGGAAGUUGUUGGUCUGAUUGAUUUUUAUGCAGUGAAUUUUAGUGUUAAAAAGAGAGCCAAAAUCUCUUGAUGAAAAAUGUCCCCUCAAUAUUGUCUGUUCAGCCGUCAUACAUGUUGUCUGUGGAGGUGCACAACAGAGUGUUAUUCUGUGGUAUAGAGUCUAGAUUUAUUGAAAAUGUUAAAGAGAAUUAAUUUUAUAAAUGUAUAUUUAAAUACACAUGUAGACAGAAAUGUAAUGGCCAGUGAGAGAGAUUUGUGUUUAUAUGUCAGUAUGAAAGCACAGAAAGCAUCUCUAACUUAAGCAAGUUGCUGUUUUGUUUGUUAUGUAAAUAAAAUGUUUUCUGAAAUAC
This is a messenger RNA of Mizuhopecten yessoensis (Yesso scallop), 4349 nucleotides long. Its product is annotated as transmembrane protein 198-like. The coding region runs from base 339 to 1367 and encodes 342 amino acids. NCBI's taxonomy places the organism in Eukaryota, Metazoa, Mollusca, Bivalvia, Pectinida, Pectinidae. The record is from RefSeq and is a predicted model, not a curated record. The transcript is spliced from 6 exons. Gene Ontology annotation, cellular component: plasma membrane.